AACCAACUGCCGCAGACCUGCAGAUAAGUUGAAUCUGUAGUGCAAAAUUUUAUGAAUUCGAAGAACAGAGGUAUCUUCUAUUAGUGUGAUAUUUAUAUAUUAUUUUCCCACUAUUUAUAGUCAUAAAUUUGUAACUUGCACAGCACGUACGGAGUUAAAGAAUUUAACCAAUUUAAGUGAAAGUUUAGACGUUAUAAGGAACGUAGUGUAUUGUUUAUUUACAUUAAAAAUGGCAACAGACAAGGCAUCUAACCAAAUACUUGAAUGGCAUAAGAAAAAAAGUCAGGAAACUAGUCCUGCAACAACAAGCCAUGGUGCUCCUUUGAUAACAAAAGAUGCAUCCCUCACUGUAGGGUUGAGGGGUCCAAUUCUUCUUCACGACAUAGCGUAUGUGGAUGAAAUGGCUCAUUUUGAUCGUGAACGGAUACCCGAAAGAGUGGUCCACGCAAAAGGCGCUGGUGCCUUUGGUUAUUUUGAAGUUACCCAUGAUAUAAGUAAAUACACGGCUGCAAAAGUUUUUGACCAAGUUGGUAAAAAAACUCCGGUUGCUGUGCGUUUUUCUACGGUGGGUGGUGAAUCUGGUUCAGCAGAUACAGUUCGGGAUCCCCGAGGAUUUUCUGUUAAAUUUUAUACAGAAGAUGGUAACUGGGACUUGGUCGGUAAUAAUACUCCUAUUUUCUUUAUUCGCGAUCCCAUAUUGUUCCCCAAUUUCAUUCACACUCAGAAGCGAAACCCUGCAACCCAUCUUAAAGAUGCAAACAUGUUUUGGGACUUCAUUACUUUAAGACCAGAAACCACCCACCAAAUCACAUACAUGUUUUCUGAUAGAGGAAUUCCCGAUGGUUAUAGACACAUGAACGGUUAUGGAUCACACACGUUUAAGCUCGUAAAUGCCGACAGCAAAUCAAUUUACUGUAAGUUUCAUUUCAAAACAGAUCAAGGUGUCAAAAAUUUGGAUGUGGACAAGGCUGCCCGUUUGGCUUCGUCUGAUCCAGACUAUGCAAUUAGGGAUUUGUACAAUGCUAUUGCAAACAAUAACUAUCCUUCAUGGACUUUACACAUACAGGUUAUGACCCAUGAACAGGCAAAAAACUCCAAAUUAAAUCCAUUUGAUGUUACUAAAACUUGGCCUCAUUCUGAUUAUCCUCUCAUACAAGUGGGAAAAAUGGUGCUUAACAGGAACCCCGAAAACUAUUUUGCAGAAGUAGAACAGAUUGCUUUCUGUCCAGCCAAUAUGAUUCCAGGAAUUGAACCAUCAAUGGAUAAGAUGUUGUUAGGGCGAAUGUUUUCAUACAGCGACACACAAAGGUACCGCUUGGGACCAAAUUACCUUCAAAUACCAGUUAACUGUCCCUACAAAGUUCGCAACUAUCAAAGGGAUGGUUUUAUGGCUAUUGACAAUCAAAAAGGCGCUCCAAACUACCAUCCUAAUAGUUUUGGUGGUCCAACUAACGAUGCAAGAGCUAAAUCUCUUGCUCCACCUUUCGAUUUAUCUGGAGAUGUGCAAAGAUUUGAUACAGGGGACGAAGAUAAUUUCAGUCAAGCAGGAACUCUGUACAGAAAUGUUUUAGAUGAAGCAGCAAAAGAAAGAUUAGCCUCAAAUCUUGCUGGAAGUAUCAAAGAUGCUGUAGAAUUUAUUCAGCAACGUGCUGUUAAGAAUUUUACACAAGUAGAUGCAGAUUUAGGAAAAAGAUUAACUGAAAAAUUGUCAUUGUAUAAACGCGCAAAUCUUUGAAUAGUGAUGGAUGUGAAACAGGAUAAGUUGGGAUCUCGCACAGGUUCUGGGACUGCAUUUUAAUACAAUUAUAACUUUUAUAAAUAAUUUAAUAACGAUUUUAAGUUGUAUAUUUUGUGAUAAUAAAUAUGUUUGUAUUUUAUUC
This is a messenger RNA of Agrilus planipennis (emerald ash borer), 1880 nucleotides long. RefSeq names its product catalase-like (gene Cat). Bases 230 to 1735 code for a protein of 501 amino acids. Gene Ontology annotation, biological process: response to hydrogen peroxide; hydrogen peroxide catabolic process. Gene Ontology annotation, cellular component: cytoplasm; mitochondrion; peroxisome. The transcript has 2 exons. The record is from RefSeq and is a predicted model, not a curated record. Gene Ontology annotation, molecular function: catalase activity; heme binding. Lineage: Eukaryota; Metazoa; Arthropoda; Insecta; Coleoptera; Buprestidae.